Molecule: messenger RNA, 675 nt
Organism: Panicum virgatum (switchgrass)
Lineage: Eukaryota; Viridiplantae; Streptophyta; Magnoliopsida; Poales; Poaceae
Product: polyubiquitin-like
Exons: 3
Coding region: 1-675 (224 amino acids)
Biological process (GO): protein ubiquitination; modification-dependent protein catabolic process
Cellular component (GO): cytoplasm; nucleus
Molecular function (GO): ubiquitin protein ligase binding; protein tag activity
Source: RefSeq, a predicted model, not a curated record
AUGGGGGCGCGGAUGCUGAUCUAUGUGAGGAGCCCCACCGGCAGGACAAUAUGCCUCAAGGUCCGGCCAUCAGAUACCCUGAAUACUAUUAAGGCAAAGAUUCUGGAACAACACCACCUUGUCUUUGAUGGAGUGCAGCUAGAGGACAACAUUACAUUGGCUGAGUACGGCAUCGAGCAUCAAUCCACAAUUGACCUCCAAGAAAAGAUGCAGAUCUAUGUAAAGAUUAUGAAAGUAGGUAGGACCAUCACUCUUGAGGUUGACAGCUUAGAUACUAUUGAUGAAGUGAAGACCAAGAUUGAAGAUUUCGAGGGAUUGCCCAAGGGUCAGCAGUGUCUCAUCUUUGCCAACAAUGAGCUGGAGGACAACAGCACAUUGGCGGACCACAACAUUUGCAAGGAGUCCACCCUUCUCCUUGUCCUCCAUCCAUUACCAAGAGGUACUAUGCGAAUCUCGGCGUUGACAUUAGAUAGAGAGAGGAUACCUCUCGAGGUUGAAAGCUCAGAUACUAUCGGCAUUGUCAAGUUGAAGAUCUAUGAGAAGGACGGCACUCGCCCCAUACAACAACGCAUCAUGUUUGCCGGCAAGCUGCUGGAGGACGGACGCACCCUGGGGGACUAUAACAUCCGGAAUGACUCUACCAUCCAUGUCUUGCUCUGCCAAUGUGGUUGUUGA